This is a messenger RNA of Ophidiomyces ophidiicola, 2238 nucleotides long. RefSeq lists its product as uncharacterized. Bases 1 to 2238 code for a protein of 745 amino acids. The transcript has 5 exons. The record is from RefSeq and is a predicted model, not a curated record. NCBI's taxonomy places the organism in Eukaryota, Fungi, Ascomycota, Eurotiomycetes, Onygenales, Onygenaceae.
AUGGCGAGACAUCGUUAUCGCAAGACCCGAGUUCGUGGGAAGAAGAAACAUCACCGACUGUCAGGUGUGAAGAAGUUUAUGCCGGUAUCUUGUUUGGAAGUACUGUUGCAUUUGCAUCCGACAUCAUCGACUUCUCGAAAUGAUAAAGAAGGUAGUGAGAUACCAAUAUUAGGGGGUGGAAACGUUGCCAGGUGUCUAGAUGGAGGAACAGGCGGAGUUUUCCACCAGCGGAGUCACAUGAACCCCAAUGCCGCCCCUUUUAUACCUAGCAACGAACGACAACAAGUCGCGCCGGUUCCGGAAGACCAGCCUUCGCUUAUGCAGUUGACGCCUUUUCCUUCACGUCUCCCACCACCUUCCUACGCGCCCCUCUCUACCUAUCAACCAGCCCACCCAUCCUUUGGCUCUGAAUCCUUUUUUGGCCCAUUGAAAGCUUCUUGCAAUUUUGAUAUCCCUGCCUAUUACUUCUUUGCUCAAGAAUCUGCAUUUACGCCUUUCCGCUGCGAGUGUACGUUCUGUUGCUACGCACAAAUGGCUCCACCUACUGCAGACGCCCGCAACUGCCAAAGCUGGGCUCCUCCCGCACCGAAUCACGGAUAUCAUGGCCCAGCAACCUUUAAUCGUCUACCUACGCAGAUGCAACCCCAAGGACCAGUUGUUUCCCAGCAGCAAUUGAAUUCGUCCUCUGCCAACCCAACUGCUCGAGGAUAUCAGACCCAAUUUAUCUCAACGCUUGCAGUCCACCAAACCCCUUGUGUUCAGGGAAGUUUCCAGCCAGCUGCUUUGCAAAAUGACGCGUCUGCUGCACCAAGAGAAUACAAAGGUCCCUUGAUUGUUCCUCCAAAAUCAGUCCCAUCUAUUGCUGGUGCAAAUACUCAUCAAGCUCUUCAUCAUACAGAACCUUACGAAAGAGCUCCACGCCUACAAGUAGCACACCAUCAAACUGUAACUGCACCAUCAGCUUACACCUUAGCGCCAAAUACGUUUUCAGGCACAGACCCUCGCUUAGCUUCAGUGAACAAUAUUUCUGUCACAAGCAGUACUAUCAAUCUUAACGGAAAAGUUAUUGAUAUUCCCAUUGAUGAUGGAGCAAGACAAAGCUCCAUCCCUACCGCUGGUGUUCUUAAAAUUAUGAAUAGACGUGAAGCUGAUACCUCUUUGAAGAUCCCCUAUGGUAUUUCGAAGCAAGAAGUUCUACACCUAAUGGGUCGACGAGCCAGGUUGUUGCCUUCUUGUAUUGGUACUCCAGUUCAUAUCAUUAUGGAUCGAUCUACUGCGAAAACUAUGGAUUGCUAUGUUGAAUUUCUCACCUCUGCAGACGCUAAGGAAACUCUUGAAUGGUUGAAUCGCGGCCUCCCAUCAUCACCCCCUCACCUUGGUGACCGUGUUGUUGAUGUUGAAAUAAGUUCUCAGGAUGAACUGUUAAAAGAUCUCUUUCCCCGUGCUAAUUGUAUCCUUUGGAAAAAUGGACGGCCAAUACUUACUCCCAACAAUGAUCCCUACUCUGUAGGAUUUAAAGGGUUUCUUACUACAGAAGAGAUUUACUGCAUGAUUCGCAAUGCCGAGAUGCCUAGACGAGCUCCUUUCGCUAGCAAAUGUCCUCAAAGGACAUACGAAUCGCUUGCAAGUACUUUAUACAAGUUUCCCUGGCAUGCAACGGCACUAUACACAGUCGAAGAUCGUAACGCGCUUUACUAUGCUUGCUAUCGUCAGCUUGAGGCAUUGGUACCUCGUGUUGCGGAAAAACAGACACUUGGUUUGGAUAGUCGACUUGUUCUAGAUCUGCUUGCGGCUGGGCUCCGUUGCCCGACAUUUUCAGAUCGUCAAAAGGCUGCUUUGUAUGCUGCUGCUGGCGACAUGAAUGCCUUUAAUGCUACACCUGCUACUGCUAAAUACUGGCCCUUUGAUACCCUCAUUUGCAAGUCAAAUGCAAAUGAAGAGACAGUGAAUAAGUUUGCUCGCCUCGUUGCCGCCGGCGUUGGACAGAAGAACCCAGGCAACAAGGUUCUUGCUAACAACUGGGUGCCCCGCCAGGGGGUUAGCUCUCCUUUUGGCUGUAUUUGGCUGGAGUUCGGCCGUGGCCAUGCCCACCUCAAGUGGGACAUGGCCAUCCAAUAUGAAACGAAGGUCCUGCGGGAGGUAGUCUUCGAGGGCCUUAAGGCCACCCGCGAAGGGCCCCAAAGGGGUUCUUCUACCCCCAGAGCGGCGGGGAAUAAUGGCAUGGCUCGUCGCCCUUAG